AUGGAGCCGUCUGUGCUGAACCUGCACAACCAGUUCCAAAAUCUGCGAGCCCAUGUAGACGUCCUGAAUGAAGGCAUCGAACCGCAGUUCAUCCAGAUGGCAGUGAACUUUGAGGAUUGCCGUAAGAAGUGGCUCCAAGCGGAUGAGGAACUGUGUGCCUUUAAAGAAGUGCUUACUAAGGCAGAGACGGAGAAAAUUGCUCUGGAGGUCAAACUAAAGCAUGCUCGCAAUCAGGUGGACGUUGAAAUUCGACGUCGGCAGAAGGCUGAGGCACAUUAUGAGAAAAUGGAGCAGCAGCUGCAGCUUAUACGCGAGUUGCUGAUCCCAGAGGCCAACAGCAGCGGUAUCCACCUUAGUGAGGAGCAGCGCUCCGCCCUGGCCUUCCUUAGUGCCCACUCCAAGGCAGCGCAGGAUGCCAACAACAACCUCCACUCCAACCGUAGAUUAAAUACUGUUGAUAAAUCAGGCUCUCUGUUGUCAGAUAUCAGCUACGACCAAACAGAUGACUCUCUGGACUGGGACUCUUCUGUGGUGAAUACAGUAAGACUUCGGAAAAGACAGAAAAGACGGUCCUCUAGAAAGCUCUCCGAGGUUCCUCCACAGACUAUGAAGAAACCUCGCUCAACUGGAGCAGACAGAGUGAAUGAGUCCGUUGUAGCCAAAACCACCAUUACUGUCCCUGCAAAUGGUGGUCCUGUUGAGGCUGUCUCCACCAUAGAGACUGUACCCUACUGGACACGUAGCAGAGGCAGGAGUGCAUGGGGUGAUGCAACCACUACUGAUCAAUCUGAGACCACUAGUGAGGCUCACAGUACACCAGCAACACAUUGCCCACCCCGAUUCCGAACCCCUAGAGCAAAUGAGGGAAGAAAGAGUCAUCAGUUUGUUGUGAAAACGGUUAUCAAGUCAGAAAUCUGUGUACCGUGUGGGGGGCGAACCAAGUUUGGGAAGAUGUACCUGCGGUGCCAGGAUUGCAGAUUGGUGGCCCACCCAGAUUGUCGAGAUCGCUGUCCCUUGCCCUGUAACCCUGCUGCUUUUAGCAUCCCCAUCAGACAUACAGAGACCACCCUGGCUGACUUUGCGCCAACUACAUCUCCAAUGAUCCCAGCGUUGGUUAUCGCCUGCAUUAAGGAGAUUGAACAUAGGGGACUACAUGAGGUUGGUCUGUACCGUGUUUCUGGCACUGAGCGCAUGGUCAAAGAGUUAAAAGAGAAGUUGCUCAGAGGAAAGACUCUGCCUCAACUCAGUAAAGUAGAAGAUAUCAAUGUCAUUACUGGUGUCCUAAAAGACUUCCUCAGGAACCUUCCAGAACCCCUGCUGACCUUCCAUCUAAACAAAGCCUUCAUGGCGGCAGCUGAAAUUCCAGAUGAAGACAACAGCCUUGCCAUGCUGUACCAGACCAUCAGUGAGCUGCCUUCGCCCAACCGAGAUACCCUGGCCUGCCUGAUGAUCCAUUUAAAGAAAGUGUCUCAGUCUGUGGAUACCAAGAUGGAUGUGAACAACCUGGCAAGGGUGUUUGGCCCUACUCUGGUGGGCCACGCCAUUCCUGACCCAGACCCUAUGACCAUCCUUAAUGAUACCAGCAGACAGCCAAGGGUGAUAGAGCGCCUACUGAGUAUCCCACAGAGCUACUGGAGCCAGUAUGGCCAGCCCCAUAAUAAAGUAAUGGACGAUGAUCAGCACACUCCAGACUUCGAAGUGAGCAUGUUGGGACCAGUGACCACUCCAGAGCAAAACAUGGUGAAAACCCCCUCCUCCAGCUCGCUGUCCCAGCGCAUGAAGCAGACCCUCUCAAGCACCACCAUAUUUGGGAGCAAGAGUAAACCAUCAGCUACCUCUAAUCGCCGGGUCAAUUUCUUUGCAUCUCCUCAGCUGAAGUAA
Lampris incognitus (smalleye Pacific opah) is the source of this 1881-nucleotide messenger RNA. Its product is annotated as rac GTPase-activating protein 1-like. The coding region runs from base 1 to 1881 and encodes 626 amino acids. The record is from RefSeq and is a predicted model, not a curated record. The transcript has 16 exons. Gene Ontology annotation, biological process: signal transduction. NCBI's taxonomy places the organism in Eukaryota, Metazoa, Chordata, Actinopteri, Lampriformes, Lampridae.